AUGCAGAAGGGAAUACGACUUAAUGAUGGUCAUGUCAGCUACCUGGGGCUUUUGGCGAAAAAGGAUGGCACAAGACGAGGGUGCUUGAGCAAAAAGAGCUCAGACAACACGAAAUGGCACACAAAGUGGUUUGCUUUGUUACAAAAUAUGCUCUUUUAUUUUGAGAACGAGUCCAGCUCCCGACCCUCUGGAUUAUACCUGUUGGAGGGAUGCAUAUGCGACAGGGCGCCUUCACCGAAACCUUCACAGUCAGCCAAGGAGUGUUUGGAAAAGCAGUACUAUUUCACCGUCAGCUUCACCCAUGAAAAUCAAAAGGCGCUCGAGUUACGCACGCAAGAUGUAAAGGAGAGCGAUGAAUGGGUGGCUGCAAUAUCACACGCCAGUUACAGAAACUUGGCCAACGAGCAUGAGACUCUCAUGCAGAAGUAUCUUCAUCUGCUUCAGAUUGUGGAGACGGAGAAAACAGUUGCUAAGCAACUUCGACAACAGAUAGAAGAUGGGGAAAUAGAAAUUGAAAGGCUUAAGUCAGAGAUCUCUCGGCUGCUCAAAGACAAUGAGAAGAUUCACGCGAGCCCUGCAGCCGCCCCAACUGAUGACGACUCAGAAAUCAAGAAAAUCAAAAAAGUUCAGAGCUUCCUGCGAGGCUGGAUCUGCAGGAGGAAGUGGAAGACAAUCAUCCAGGAUUAUGUCCGCUCACCGCAUGCAGAGAGCAUGAGGAAGAGGAACCAGGUGGUGUUCAGCAUGUUGGACUCGGAGGCCGAGUACGUCCAGCAGCUUCACAUCCUGGUGAACAACUUCCUGAGGCCGCUCCGCAUGGCAGCCAGCUCCAAGAAACCGCCCAUCACCCACGAUGAUGUCAGCAGCAUAUUCCUCAACAGUGAAACUAUUAUGUUUCUACAUCAGAUAUUUUACCAGGGUCUAAAAGCCAGAAUAGCGAGCUGGCCAACAUUAGUGCUGGCCGACCUGUUUGACAUCCUGCUGCCCAUGCUGAACAUCUACCAGGAGUUUGUGAGGAACCACCAGUACAGCCUGCAGAUCCUGGCUCACUGCAAGCAGAACCGAGACUUUGACAAGCUGCUGAAGCAGUACGAGGCCAAGCCCGACUGUGAGGAGAGGACUCUGGAGACCUUCCUCACCUACCCCAUGUUCCGGAUUCCCCGCUACAUUCUUACACUCCACGAACUUCUGGCCCACACACCCCAUGAACAUGUAGAGAGAACCAGUCUGGACUACGCCAAAUCUAAGCUAGAGGAGCUUUCCAGAAUCAUGCACGACGAAGUGAGUGAGACCGAGAACAUCAGGAAGAACCUGGCAAUAGAGCGCAUGAUUGUAGAGGGCUGCGAGAUUCUCCUCGACACCAGCCAGACGUUUGUGAGACAAGGGUCUCUCAUCCAGGUGCCGAUGAGCGAGAAGGGCAAGAUCACCCGCGGGCGACUGGGCUCUCUGUCCCUAAAAAAGGAGGGGGAGAGGCAGUGCUUUCUCUUCUCCAAGCAUUUAAUCAUCUGCAAUCGGGGUUCUGGGGGAAAGCUUCAUCUCACCAAGAAUGGAGUAGUCUCGCUUAUAGACUGCACUCUAUUGGAGGACCCUGAGGUAACAGAUGAUGAAGCCAAGUCAGACAAGAUUGGCCAGGACAUGGAGCAGCACCUGGACUUCAAGAUUGUCGUGGAGCCAAAGGACAGCCAGUCAUUCACAGUCAUCCUGGUGGCCUCCUCGAGGCAGGAGAAGUCUGCAUGGACCAGUGACAUCAGCCAGUGCAUAGACAACAUCCGCUGCAAUGGGCUGAUGAUGAACGCCUUCGAAGACAACUCCAAAGUCACAGUGCCACAGAUGAUCAAGUCAGAUUCAAGUCUGUACUGCGAUGACGUAGACAUCCGCUUCAGUAAGAUGAUGAACUCCUGCAAGGUGCUGCAGAUCCGCUACGCCAGCGUUGAGCGCCUGCUGGAGAGACUGACUGACCUCCGUUUCCUCUCCAUCGACUUCCUCAACACCUUCCUGCACUCCUAUCGCGUGUUCACCACAGCUGAUGUGGUGCUCGACAAACUCAUCACCAUCUACAAGAAGCCGAUCAGUGCCAUCCCUGCUCGGUCCCUGGAGUUAUUCUUUGCCAGCAGUCAGAACAGUAAACUAUUGUAUGGAGAGCCUCCCAGCUCCCCCAGAGCCACCAGGAAGUUCUCCUCCCCACCUCCUCUCACUAUUGCCAAGAAUUUAUCCCCAAAUCGCCGGCGGAAGCUCUCCCUCAACAUCCCCAUCAUCACUGGGGGCAAAGCUCUUGACCUGGCUGCCCUCAGCUGCUCCUCCAAUGGCUAUGCAAGCGUGUACUCAUCCAUCUCCCCAUUCAGCAAGACCAGCUUGGACAUCAACAAACUGUACGUGUCCAGUUCCGUCUCUAGCAAAAUCCCUGAUGAGGGAGAGGACAAGAAGGACAAGGUGGAGGAUACAUCAGUGAGCAAACAAGGUAGGUCAGCAAGAGUCAAUUAUCACCAAAAAAGUGGCAAUGAUCCAAACCAGAGUCAUGAAGGGGAUCUAGAAGCCUCUCCCAGCAAAUCACCAACGACCCCAAAAAACAUCAAAUGCAAAAACUCCUCAGAGUUCUCACUGUUUUCCUACAACAAUGGCAUGGUGAUGUCCUCAUGUCGAGAGCUGGAUAACAACCGCAGUGUCGUGUCCGCUGCCUCCGCCUUUGCUAUUGCUACAGCUGGAGCCAAUGAGGGCACACCUACCAAGGAAAAAUAUCGCCGGAUGUCCCUCGCCAGUACUGGCUUCCCAACCGAUCAGAGAAAUGGAGACAAAGAGUUUGUGAUCAGACGAGCAGCGACGAACCGAGUCCUGAAUGUCCUGAGGCACUGGGUGUCCAAACACUCUCCGGACUUUGAGAGCAACAAUGAGCUGAAGACUAAAGCUAUUGCCUUCCUGGAGGAAGUGAUGCAUGACCCUGAGCUGUUGACCCUGGAGAGGAAAGUAGCAGCCAACAUCAUUAGGACUCUAACUCAGGAAGACCACAGUGACAAUCAGAUAACCCUUGAAGACGUGACAAAACUGAUGGGUGAAGGGAAGGCGGAGCACUUUGAGAGUCAGUCUGCAUUGGAGAUCGCAGAGCAGCUCACUCUGCUGGACCACCUGGUGUUUAAGGUCAUCCCAUAUGAGGAAUUCUUUGGACAAGGCUGGAUGAAGAAUGACAAAAAUGAGAAGACGCCAUACAUCAUGAGAACAACAAAGCAUUUCAAUGAUAUAAGCAACCUGAUUGCUACAGAGAUCCUGCGCUGCGAUGACGUGGUCACUCGACUGUUGGUCAUAGAAAAGUGGGUGGCUGUAGCAGACAUCUGCCGCUGUUUCCACAACUACAACGCCGUGCUCGAGAUCACCUCCUCCCUCAACCGCAGCUCUGUCUUCCGUCUCAAGAAGACCUGGCUCAAGGCUUCCAAGCAGACAAAAGCAUUGAUUGACAAGCUGCAGAAGCUGGUCUCAUCAGAGGGGAGGUUCAAAAACCUGAGAGAGGCGUUGAAGAACUGUGAUCCUCCCUGUGUGCCCUAUCUGGGGAUGUACCUCACGGACCUGGCUUUCAUUGAGGAGGGAACGCCAAACUACACAGAAGACAACUUGGUCAACUUCUCAAAGAUGAGAAUGAUUUCUCACAUCAUCAGAGAAAUCAGGCAGUUUCAGCAAACAGCAUACAAGAUUGACCUGCAACCAAAGGUAGCCCAGUACCUACUGGAUAAUAGCUUUGUUCUGGAUGAAGAAAGCAUGUACGAAGCCUCUCUCAGAAUUGAGCCGAAAGUGCCCAACUGAUGGGGAAGUUGGUCCACGACAUUAUUUCCUCUGUUAAUAUUACACAUCAGUUAACAAACUCAUCAACAUUUGUAUAGUUGUACAUGUUUAAUAUAUUUGCUCUUCUGUACAGUAGAUGUUUAAGUUUGUUUGACGACACAAAACCUUUCAGUGUAUAUUUUUAGUUUGUUAAUGUUGCCAUGAUGCCAACUGCUUUGAGGUUUAUUUUUAUUUUUAUUUUGGGUAUUUCAAGCAUAAUAACAGAGGUCCCUUUGCCUGCACAUAACUGUGUUUUCUUAGUGACUAAUGACAUUAUUUUGCAUCAUCUCGUACCUUAUUAACUGCGCUUAUUGAGCACUCGUGCUGCUGACCGUUGUUCUCUUGGCCUGAAUUUCAUCAAUGACUGAGUUUCUCUGCAACCAAUGUAGCAUUGUGAUAAUUUAACUGUGUCUAAUCAGGUAAAAUAUUACAGAGAAAAUAAAUGGAUUUAAAGAUAUGUAACAAUGAUCAAUGGAGAUUGGAUCAUUAAACCUGAAGCAUAAAUGUCUCUAUGCUUCUCAAAAACAGGAUUUAGAUUUUAAUUGAUGCUCACUAAUCGAAAGUCAGAGGUUCCCUACAGUUUAUUUUGCCCUGCAAACCAUUUAUUUUUAGAUAGAUAGAUAGAUAUAUACUUUAUUAAUCCCCAUGGGGAAAUUUGUCAUUACAAAUAGUAUCAUUGUGAACCAGCUUUGAGACAAAUGCUAACAUGCUUAUGUUCAUCAUCUUUGUUUAGUGUGAUAGCAUGCUAACAUGGGCUAAUUAGUAGCCUACUAAAAACAAAGUAGCGACAUCUGAGGCUGAUGGGAAUGUUUUAAGAUGUGUCAUUUAGUAUUGGACCAAUUAAGAUGUUUACCUGAUGAUGGCUCGAGAUGAAAAGUCCGGGCAUCACCAACAGGAUUAUAAUUCAGUGAGUGGGACAUGAGUCUGUCCCACUUUCCAUGGCACUCCGUCAAAUAGUCGUUAAGACUUUUCACUAGAAAACACAAACGUGUGAACCUCAUGGUGGCGCUAGAGGAACAGGUCAAGGGAUUACUGAAGGUAUAUCCUCUGGAAAUUGUGGAUAUUUUUACUUGGGCUGUCCCUAUCCAAAGAAAUUUGUAUGAUUUUGUUGACAAAUUAAAUAGGUGAUUUAAUCUUUAAAAAACGACUAAUUGACCAAAGAAAUCGUAGUUAACUAAAACUAAAACGCUUGUUUAGUCGACUAAUCCACCAAAAGGGGGCAGCCCUAAUUUUUACAAAAUGUCAAUUGAUAUCCAAUAGUUGUCAUGCUGCUAUCACAGAAUAGAAAUGUAUUUAUUACUGGUGAAAACGGGAAUGAGUAAUGCAGAACAGGCAUUCUUUUCUAAAUAUGAAGACAUUUUUACAGUUUCUUCGCUUCCCAAAUUUUCUGAGGGCCGAUUACAGUCCACAGGGAACCUCUGCUCUAAAACACUUCCUCCAUGACCUGAAAUCAAAAAUAACGAGAAAAAAAUAUAUAUAUUUGUAUUUGUUGUAAAGCAAUACACUCUUACGCUAAAUCUCUUGUCACACAUUGCAUUAUAUUAUCUAAUCCGUGAUAAGGAGACAAUGAAUAUCUUUAAAUUGCUAUGAUUUACAGUUAAGCAUUAGACAUCUGAAUUUACCGUUACACUCAAAAAAUACCAAUGCAGUACAGUGAGUUGUUCAAAUUUCAUGUUUCUUGGAUUUUAGUUUCACUCAUAAAAGAAAGUUAACAUGCUUUGGAAAGUGUUGUAUCUUCAGGUUUGGCGAUGAUUCUGUAGAGUAAAAGGUUUUGCUCCUCUGUCAUUAAAAGACAAUCUGUCCUUUAUGGUGUUCCAGUGAUUGUGGAACGUGACUGUAUAUCACUCUGUUAUAUGCAUUGCUGUUUAAACUUAUUAUAAAAACUUAUGUGAAUGACCUCUGCCUGCAGCAUUCAAACACUAUUUUUGGAGUAGUAUAAGAGAGAGUGACCUGCUCUUUAUAUGAACAUGGGAAAGUAUUUUGGACUUUGUUGUUAAUUCACCUGACUGAGAUGUGCUGUACAUUUUGUACAUGAAACCCUGCAUAUUUCUCAAUGUGGAACAGUGUAAUCCUUUCAACAAAAUAAAAGUUGUAUCUCAAGCUUGAACACAAAACGCUGCAACAUUGUGGUCCUGAAACCAUGAUUUAGAGGUAGGAGACAACUUUAAAGUGUUUUGCAUUAAUACUGUAAUCCUGUCUAUAACCAUUUCUGUUAGCAGGAAUAUAGUAACGUAGUGCUUAUUCUGUGAAUAUUUGUAUGUAUUUUUCUAUGUAUGUACAGUCCACUUUUGAAGCUCAUGUGGCAGGCAUGCAACACCUUCACAGACAGAAUAAUACUAUAUACUUAUGCUGUAUACACUAAUACACGCACAUACUCUUAUAAAGGUAUAUCAACAAAUACACAUUUUGCUGUUAGCAAUACCCAGUGGUAUGAAAAUUAUCUUUCAACCCCUCAUGUUUCCACACCUUAAGAAAUAUUACAAGUUUUGUAAGAAAAAAAAGAAAAAACCACAAAAGGUAAUUUAUGAUGAUGAGGAGGAGGAGGAGGAGGAGGAGGAAGAAGAGGAUGAUGAUGAUGAUGACAAAUAAACAAGAAUAUGUUCAUAUGUUCCGAGUAACCUCUUGCUAAUAAAUCCAUUUGAUAUCAGGGGCA
Pseudoliparis swirei is the source of this 6457-nucleotide messenger RNA. RefSeq names its product Ras protein specific guanine nucleotide releasing factor 1 (gene rasgrf1). Bases 1 to 3786 code for a protein of 1261 amino acids. The record is from RefSeq and is a predicted model, not a curated record. Gene Ontology annotation, biological process: positive regulation of GTPase activity; Ras protein signal transduction. Lineage: Eukaryota; Metazoa; Chordata; Actinopteri; Perciformes; Liparidae. Gene Ontology annotation, cellular component: plasma membrane. The transcript has 27 exons. Gene Ontology annotation, molecular function: protein binding; guanyl-nucleotide exchange factor activity.